This is a messenger RNA of Sphaeroforma arctica JP610, 216 nucleotides long. RefSeq lists its product as hypothetical. The transcript has a single exon. The record is from RefSeq and is a predicted model, not a curated record. The coding region runs from base 1 to 216 and encodes 71 amino acids. Lineage: Eukaryota; Ichthyosporea; Ichthyophonida.
AUGGUCAAGCCUAUCCGCAACGCCUCGGGGCCCAACGCGCUGACGUACAAUGCCGCAACGGGCGAGAUUACGUACUCGUCCUCGAGCGAAGAGACCAAGGAGAAUAUCAAAUUAUUCGAUCGCGAUGCAUCACCACUGAUAGCAAAGCUGGUUGUCAAGGAGUUCAACUUUAAGAAUAAGAACAAGUCGACCAGGGAAACGACGACGACACCAUGA